This is a messenger RNA of Amorphotheca resinae ATCC 22711, 1180 nucleotides long. RefSeq lists its product as hypothetical. Bases 205 to 1059 code for a protein of 284 amino acids. The transcript has 2 exons. Lineage: Eukaryota; Fungi; Ascomycota; Leotiomycetes; Helotiales; Amorphothecaceae. The record is from RefSeq and is a predicted model, not a curated record.
GACAAGCUUACCCCGCAUUCUGUCUCAGCUAUCUCAUCAUUCCAGAAUCCACCACCUGGGCCUCAUAUCCCAUCCAGUCUUCCGUUUGCUAUCCAAUUCAUCACUCAAGCCCAUCCAAACUGACCCCAGAUUGCCCCCCGAUCACCCCAGGUAACUACAACAGAUAGAUCCAGCUCGGUCAAGAAGACACAGGCAGUCGCAGCCAUGGCAACAGAUAGCCUCCCCGUCAUCAAUGUGCUGUUCACUCUUCACCCUGGCAUGGAUGCCAUGGACUUCAUCGGUCCUCUCGAAGUCCUGACCCACGCUCUCCAUGACCCGGAUGAUGAAUCAACCAAAGCCUUCGAGCCCACCUUCGUGUCCAGCACUGAGCAUACCCUCUCUGCCCAAGGUGCAAGCUUCCGCGCCCAUAUCAACUACAAGGAAGCAUACGCCCGGCUCACGGAAUUUGACGUCCUUGUUGUCCCCGGCGGCGGCACUGACACGAUUAUCAGAUCAAAAGCUGAGCCGCUGGGCCUCAUCUCAGCCUUCUCCGAGCUCCAGAAGAAACACCCCGAGAAGGAGCGCACCAUCCUCUCCAUCUGUACCGGGUCCAUGCUCCUCGCACAACAGGGGAUCCUGAGCGGCCUCUCGGCGACCACCCACCCCGACUAUUAUGCCAAGUUCGAGAAGCUUUGCAGCGAGGUCGCGCAGCGCGAUCUCUCCGAGCGCUGCGACCUCAUCGAGGAGCGCUACGUCGUCAACAACCUGCGCUUCGACCUGGGCGAGCCCGAGGAGAACCCGUACAUCCGCCGCAAGUCCGACGCGAAGAGCCCGACGUUCCGGCGCAAGGGCUCGAACGCAUGGAAGGAGAGCAACACGCGGCGCGAGAGCAAUGCGCGGCGGGCGUCGUUGCGCCUGGGCGGCCUGCGGGUCAUCACCAGCGGCGGCGUGACCUGCGGCUUGGAUGCGAGCCUCUACCUGGUGAGCAUCAUGGUCAGCGAGGAGGCGGCAAAGGAGGUGGCGCGCAUCAUGCAGUACACGUGGAACAAGGGCGUUGUGGUCGAUGGGAUUGAUAUCUAAGGCGUCUGGAGUUGGCUCGGGUGCAGAGAGGGGUAAGGUAAUCUGCGCUUCUCUUCUCUUUUGCAUGCAGCAGCAGGGAAGGCUUUUAAAGGGAAAAUCGUUGCUUGGCAUUCGGGGUUAU